This is a messenger RNA of Pelobates fuscus (common spadefoot toad), 2226 nucleotides long. RefSeq names its product SHQ1, H/ACA ribonucleoprotein assembly factor (gene SHQ1). Gene Ontology annotation, cellular component: cytoplasm; nucleoplasm. Lineage: Eukaryota; Metazoa; Chordata; Amphibia; Anura; Pelobatidae. Gene Ontology annotation, biological process: box H/ACA snoRNP assembly. Bases 358 to 2157 code for a protein of 599 amino acids. The transcript has 12 exons. The record is from RefSeq and is a predicted model, not a curated record.
UGUAGUUACCUGAUAUUGGCAUGCAUACAGCACAUUACUCAUCUUGUCACAUUGUAUCACAUGUCGCUCAUUCCAUUUGCAUGGCAACCACACAACGGCCGAACAGGGACUCACUCUGGCAGGUCAUUUCUUCCCACCAAUCACAGCUGGCUUGGCAAACCCGAAGCACAUGUUUCGCUGCUCCAGUGCCUUUCCGCUAUUUCAUAAGCGGGUCUCCUAUUGGUUAAGGGGCGGGAAGGUGGAAGCUCUGCACCAAUCAUCGUUCUAGUGUUGAAAAUGCAUGUAACACGUGCAUAUCCGGAAGUAGGAAGGACACAACGUGGAUUGUGAGGAGUGUUGUGCUCAGCUGGAUUCAUCAUGAUAACCCCAGCUUUUGAGAUAACUCAGGAUCCAGCCUUCCUUACAAUUGUAAUCAAGGUUCCCUACGCCAGAGUUUCUGAAGUUGACGUUUACAUUGAAGGAGAUGACUUCAAAUUUUAUGCCAAACCUUACUUUCUAAGACUGAGUCUCCCAGGGCGGAUUGUGGAAGAUGGACGACAAAAGGCCACGUACGAUGUUGAUAAAGGUGUUUUUACAAUUUGUGUUCCUAAAGAGACCCCAGAACAGCAUUUUGAGGGGCUCGAUUUGCUGACAGCCUUAUUGGCACCAAGAGGAACAAGAUCAUGUAAACCUCUGGUAGAAGAGAUUGGUUCUCAGAGUGAGCUUCCAGAGGAGGAGGAAGAGGAGGAAUUUGAUUGGCAGAUUGAGCAAACACCUUAUGAGGAACCCUCGGCUGAUGUACUUCACUGCAGUUAUGGCUUUGGCAAUUCACGCUCUGGGGUGUUCAGACGAUUGCAGGAUGAGCUGAAUGAUAUUAUUGACUUACGGGAUCCAGAUGUCACGCCAGUAUUGGAGCGCACACCGAAGCGUCUGGCAGCUGAAAAUUCCAAGUUUGACCCUGAUCAUUACCUAGCAGAUCUCUUCGAAGAUGAUGCCAUUCAGCAUUUGUUAAAGUACCAGCCAUGGUGGCUAGUGGCAUUAGAAGAAGCAAGCAGUGCGUCGGAAGAUAGUGAAAACAAGAAAGUUACUUUUAGCGAAAAGGAGAAAGAUCAACUGAGGCAAUUUUCAAACAAAUCCUAUUUGCUUGAUAAGAAAACGGAGCGUGUGGUGUUCCUGGGGCUGAUUGAUCUGCUGCUGGCAUACUGCUAUGAAAUCCGUGUUACCGAGGGAGAGAAAAAUGUGGAGUCUGCAUGGAACAUACGGAAACUGAGUGGAACCCUAAGCUGGUUUGAGAAUUACAACUCUAUUAAGGACGUGUUGGUGUCAUUCGGCAGAAGAGUUUUAUGCUAUCCGCUCUACAGACACUUCAGUUUGGUAACCAAGGCUAUGAAGGAUACAUUUUCACUGCUUAAACUCGGUAAAGCUGCAGUUUUGAAAUGUUUAUUGGAUAUCCAUGCUAUAUUUCAAGAAAAUGAUCCAGUGUACAUCCUUAAUGACUUGUAUAUUACAGACUACUGCAUCUGGAUUCAAAAAGUCAAAUCAAAAAAGGUGGCCUGUUUGUCAGGCAUUGUGCAGGAGGCUGGCCUAUCCAAGGCAGAUGUUGGGUUUGAGUUGGCAGAGCUAGAGGAAGCAGCUCGUCUCGUGCAAGAAGAAGAAGAAGAAGAAGAGGAUCUUCAGACUGCAUCAGACACUGGUCCCAGGCAACCAGCAGCCCUCCUCGUUUCAGAAACAUCCAGCAGUGAUUCCUCCUCUGAGACCGACGACGACUCAUCGAACAGCAUAGAGUCGGAAUCAGAGGAUUCGUCUGCAUCUCUCCAGAGAGAUACGGACAACCUUUACCUGGAGGACGUUGAGCAGAGCCAAAAACCACAGUCUACAGCUGAAAAUCCACACUUUUCAGGGAGCCCGACACCAGUUCCCUCCAAAGUGGUUGAAGUUAUAGAUGAAGAUUUUCAAGAAAUUACCCACUCUCUGCAUUCAUCAGUGCAUGGCCAAGAGGAUCCAGCAACAAACUGUGCUACCCUACUUCCAGAGAAUAUUACAGUGAAUCCCCCAGCCAGAGAAUACUUGGAAGUAACUCCAGGACCAAAUCCACUUCUCAUUAUUGGGCAGUCUGAUCAAGAGGGUAACGUAGCACUGGGGAAACCUGAGCCCUGCCCUACUCAAAUGUUGAACUAAAUACAUUGCUGUAUGGACCAAAUCUGAAUGUGUUUUCUUUUAUUCUGUACAAUUGACUUGAGUGAGUAA